Messenger RNA from Gavialis gangeticus (Gharial), 3637 nucleotides. RefSeq names its product GATA zinc finger domain containing 2A (gene GATAD2A). The coding region runs from base 288 to 2090 and encodes 600 amino acids. Gene Ontology annotation, molecular function: sequence-specific DNA binding. Gene Ontology annotation, biological process: negative regulation of transcription by RNA polymerase II. Gene Ontology annotation, cellular component: NuRD complex. The record is from RefSeq and is a predicted model, not a curated record. NCBI's taxonomy places the organism in Eukaryota, Metazoa, Chordata, Crocodylia, Gavialidae. The transcript is spliced from 13 exons.
GGCUCCAUGUGAGCGGCGCCGAGUCGGGCGGCGGGGCGCGGGCCGGGCCCCCACGCGUUCCUUAUUGCAGUCACACUUGCCAGCCAGGACCGCCAGAGAAGACUCCCUUUGGAACCCAUGAACUUCUCUGACAGUGGCAAAGGAAAGCGAACAGAUAAUUGUUCCAGCAUCUCCCAUCCCUUUGUCAUCUUUGCAAAUGGGAGGCGUUCUGGGCAGUAUGGGAUAGGAGUUUGUCAUACACAUCCCUGUGGGAAAAGACACUGGCUGAAUCAAACCAGUGUCUCACAAUGACAGAGGAAGCAUGCAGGACACGAAGUCAGAAGCGAGCGCUAGAACGAGAAGUAACACAAAAUGACGUGGAUAGUAAAAAAAUAAAAAUGGAGAAAGGACUGUUGGGAACAGAUAUAAAGACUGAAGGUGACAUGAAAAUAAAGACAGAUCCUGGAUCUGGAAAAGUGCAAGGAUUAUUGAAAGGAGGGGAGGUAAAAGCAACCAUUAAAGUUGAGGUGCAGACGGGAGAUGAGCCUGUGGACAUGAGUACCUCAAAAAGCGAUAUAAAGAGAGAAAAGAGAGUCCCCUCUCCUGAUGUCAUAGUGUUAUCUGACAACGAACCUUCAAGCCCUAGAAUGAAUGGUUUAACGAAAAUAGCAUUAAAAGAGACCAACACAGAGGCACUCAUGAAAAGCAGUCCGGAGGAGCGUGACAGAAUGAUUAAGCAGCUGAAAGAAGAGUUACGGUUAGAAGAAGCAAAACUUGUUUUGUUGAAAAAGCUGCGGCAGAGUCAAAUACAGAAAGAGACCACUACUCAGAAGCCAGCCGGUUCCUCGGGGAGUGCUGUGGCUACGCCUCCCCCCUUGGUGCGAGGAACGCAGACUGUUCCUUCUGGCAAGCCAUCCCUUCAGACCUCUUCUACACGCAUACCAGGCACUGUUAUCCCCCCUCCAUUAGUCCGUGGCGGGCAGCAGGCAUCUUCAAAGCUGGGAUCUCAGCAGAACACACAGAUCGUAAUGCCGCCUCUUGUUAGAGGAGCGCAGCAAAUCCACAAUAUCCGACAGCACUCCAGCACGGGGCCACCUCCACUGCUGCUGGCACCACGGGCAUCCGUCCCCAGCGUACAGAUUCAGGGGCAGAGAAUUAUACAACAGGGUUUAAUCCGCGUGGCCAAUGUCCCCAAUACCAGCCUGCUCGUCAAUAUUCCACAGGCCUCACCAACUUCAAUAAAAGGUACAACCGUGACAUCCGCUCAGGCUAACGCCACCACUACCAGCGUUGCUUCUAUAGUGAACUCCAAUGAUUCCCCAGCCAGCCGGCAAGCUGCUGCCAAACUUGCACUGCGCAAGCAGCUGGAGAAGACGCUGCUAGAGAUCCCACCUCCAAAGCCACCUGCACCAGAGAUGCAUUUCCUGCCUAGUGCAGCCAACAAUGAGUUUAUUUACCUGGUUGGAUUGGAGGAAGUGGUGCAAAACUUGCUAGAAACUCAAGGUAAAGUUGUGAUUGCUGCAUCAUCACGUGAGCCCUACGUGUGUGCUCAGUGUAAGACUGACUUCACCUGCCGUUGGAGGGAAGAGAAGAAUGGAACCAUUAUGUGCGAAACUUGCAUGACAUCAAAUCAGAAAAAGGCCCUGAAAGCUGAGCACACUAAUCGACUGAAGGCUGCCUUCGUGAAAGCUUUGCAGCAAGAGCAGGAAAUCGAGCAGCGGAUACUGCAACAGACUGCCUCUCCUGUACAGACCAAGUCAGAAUCCAUAGUCCAGCACCACUCGCUCAAACAGACUCCUAGCCAGAUGUCUCGAGGUCCUUCAGGAGCCCCACGAGGAGUGUUGCAUGCAUUUAGCCAGUCACCCAAGUUGCAGAAUGCAUCCUCUGCAGCCGCACUUGGUAGUAGGCCAGGUAAGCAUGCUGAGAGACCUGUCAGCAAGGGCAACGCUACCAGCUGGAAGAAGACUGCCAUCAAUACAGGCGGAGCUUUACCUUUUGUUAACCCUAGUUUAGCCGUGCACAAGAGUUCUUCAGCAGUAGACCGUCAACGUGAAUAUCUCCUGGAUAUGAUUCCGCCGCGAUCCAUCCCUCAGUCUGCCACUUGGAAAUAAUGCAGAGGAAUGCCUAAGAGGAAAGACUUACCUGUUUCUGCCAUCCUUUUUUAUACCACAGUACAGUGGAAUCUGCUUUAAACCCAGCUGGAUAUGCCCAAGCUUUGUAGGAAGCAAGAAGACCACUCCUCAUCCCAUCGAGUGCUGCUGUCCUUGCCACGAGAAAGUGACACCAGGAGGGUGGAAACAGACUCGAGCUCGUUUGGCUGUUGAAUUCUGAUGAUUGGCUGAUGAUGAAGGCUGUCGGGAGGGGGAAGAAUAAUCCUCUUUAUUUUUUUUAAUUAUUUUUUUUUUGGCUUUAUGUAUUUAGUUUGGGAUUUCUCUUUUGUUUGUCACCAGCACAAAAGGAGGACUGAAAGGACUCGGUCUGCUUUUGGUUUCUUUGUAUUAGUAGCUAGCUAGUCACCACAAAUACACUGUUCAUUGGCAAUCAAGGAUGCAAGUCGGUGUAAGAAAAGUGGAAUCUGAACACAAUGAUUGCGGAUACGUUUAGCAGGUGGACUUCACGUUCGCUUCCCCUCUUCCCCCACCCCGGGAGGGCAAUCGACAAAUUGUCACGUUUCAAAAUCUCCUGAUAAUGAUACUGAAGUGCAAACUCCAGUUCCAGUUGGGCACGUCUUCUGAUGGACUAGUCGUUGCCCGAGCAGGGCAGGAUGCGAGAGCCAGGACGGGCCUCUCUCACUUUCGCCGGAUAUAGACUUUGUGAACAUUUGACGCUCUAAAACCUUAAACUACUGAACAGUAAACGAAUAGCCUUGUUCAGUCUCUCGAGCCCAGCGCAGAUCAGUCGGCCCUUUCAGAAGUUCCCAGAGAUUUAAAAUGAUUUUUUUUUUUGCAGGGGGCGGGGGAAUGGGGCGGGCUUGGUGGUUCUUGCCAGAGCUUUUACUCAAACUAGGAACUCCAGACGCUGUGUGCAAUCUGAGGGCGAGCGCAGGGAGCAGAGGGAUACAAGGCUGCAGUCAGGCGACAGGUUCUUUCCUCUGUUCCCGCUGGAGAAGCCGUCUUUCCUAGCCUACAUGUUAGCGGUGUGAUGACUGGGACAAGCUCAUGGUGGGCAUGCUUCGGCCCCUGCUGCCUAGCCCCAGUCCCCCCCCCCCCUUUCGAAUUCCGUUCUUCCAUGCAUACCGCGCAUGCUCCUCUAUCACGUUGCCUCCGUAUUUCAGUUUUGGUAGAGCUUUGGCUAACCCUGCUUUAAGGACAGGUCUCUACGUGGUUUUCAUAUAUUUGUGGAAUCCCCCAAAUAUUUAGAAGCAUCAGGUCUGUUUUUUGGCCCCCUACCCCUUUUGAAUUGGUUUCAAGUGGCAGAAAUGUAUGCCUUACUAUUUGUAUUGCAUAUUGGUACUAGAACUAGUGCUGAUAUGAAUUCUUUGCAAAAUUAUAUAUAUAUCUAUCUAUAAAGAAGGAGGGAUACUAUUUGGGUUCCGCUCUGAAUCUGGUAUUUUCUUAGCAGCUGUAGUUAGAUACUUAAUUUAAAGCAGUUACUGUAUAGGGUGUCCCUCUUCAGAUCCAGCUAUCACAUAAUAAUAAAAAAAUCAUUUAACCCCCUC